GAGUCGAUUGGUCAGUUAUAUCAACAGAUUCAGUCGACAACCAAGCUGCUUUAUUUAAUGAUUUGAUUCAGCUUGGACUUGACAAUAUCAUGCCUGAGAAAACACGAGUAAUUCAUCAGAACGAUGUUCCAUGGAUGACAAAUCAUCUGAAAGAGUUAAUUGUCAAACGCCAAGCAGCCUGGGCACAAGGAAAUCAAACACUUUUCAAGUUUUAUCGUAACCGGGUCAAUAACUAUCGAAAGCGGUGUAGGCAAGUUUAUUAUAAUUCUAAAAUACGUCAUUUAAAGGACAGUAAACCAAAAAGGUGGUGGAACGAAGUUAAACGCAUUAGUGGUCACACCCCAAUGUCUGAUAACAAAGAUAUAUUAUCCAUCCUUGCACUAGAAAAUAUUAAUAUUAACGAUUUUUCCCAUGAUGAAAUUGCAAACAUUAUAAAUGAUUGUUUUUUGGAUCCACAGCAAUCCUAUGUGCCACUUGAUGAGUCUGAUAAAAUCCA
Molecule: messenger RNA, 496 nt
Organism: Paramuricea clavata
Lineage: Eukaryota; Metazoa; Cnidaria; Anthozoa; Malacalcyonacea; Plexauridae
Source: the annotation of a GenBank genome assembly